AGUCAGAAUCAUUUCUUCCUCAGACAGACUGAGACUGAAGAGCUUCUUCUUCUGCAGGAUAUCAGACACAGACUGAUGAAUAUGGAGUUUGGAUUAUUUCAGACACGUGGAUGCAAGAGCUCCACUUCAUGGAUCUGCUUGAUGUUUCUUUGCUCAAUGCUGUGCAUGUGGACCAACGUGGAGUGCUGGUCUUACUACUUCUCAGACACCACUAUGAACUGGAGGAAUGCUCGAGCCUGGUGCAAGGAGCACUACACAGACAUGGUGGCCAUCCAGAACCAGGAGGAGAUCGAGCAUCUCAACAGCUGGCUGCCAAAGAAAUCCUCUUACUACUGGAUCGGCAUCCGCAAGAUCAAUGACGUCUGGACCUGGGUCGGGACCAACAAGUCGCUGACCGCAGAGGCAACCAACUGGGCGAUGGGCGAACCCAACAACGGCAAGAACGGGCAAAGUAUGGGACUGAGUGAGGACUGUGUGGAGAUGUACAUUAAGAGAGAUGUGCAGGCGGGCAAAUGGAACGAUGAGAGGUGCAACAAACUGAAGACCGCUCUGUGCUACACAGCUGCCUGUAAGAGCGACUCAUGCCUCCAUGGAGACUGUGUGGAAACCAUCAACAGCCACAAGUGCGACUGCUUUGAAGGAUUUUAUGGAGACAAGUGUGAACAUGUCGUUCACUGCAACAAAGAUGAGAUAACCGUCCCAGAUAAAGGAAGUGUAAGUUGCACCCAUAAGUAUGGAAACUUCUCGUACGACUCCUCGUGCCAGUAUGCCUGUCAGGAAGGAUACCAGCUGAGCAUGCCAAGCCCUCUGAGGUGCAGCGCCUCCAAAACGUGGUCCGAGCAGCCUCCCACAUGUGAAUUGGUUCAGUGUGAGAAGCUGCUUCAACCUGAGAGUGGAUCCAUGAAGUGCUCUGAUCCUCUGGGCUCCUCCAGCUUUAAGUCCACUUGUGUCUUUGCUUGUGAUGAAGGUUACGAACUGGCUGGUUCCACCUCCAACACUCUGCAAUGUGAAGCAUCCGGACGUUGGAACGCCUCGCAACCUCGUUGUGCAGUUGUUCGUUGCCCAGAGUUCAAUUAUCUAGAGAAUGGUGUCAUCAGAUGUGGAGAUGAUGCAGAAAUAAGGUUCAGCUACGGAAACACCUGCAGCUUUACCUGUGAACCCGGAUAUCAGCUGGUGGGGCCGAGCAGUGCAACGUGCACAUCAGCAGCUGAGUGGAGCGAGCAGGUACCUCGCUGUGAAGCCAUCACUUGCCAGAGUCCAGAGGUAGAAGCUCACCUCAUCACUCGGUGCAGCGAACCUUUGUCUGGCUUGAGGCCAAACUCCACCUGCAGCUUCAGCUGUGAACCAGGAUUUGAACUGCAGGGAGCUCAGACGACUCAGUGUUCAGAGGAUGGACAGUGGAUUGAAGCUGUACCAACCUGCAAAGCAACCACAUGUCCAGUUCCAGAGGCUCCAACAAGAGGCCAAAUCAGCUGCAGCUCGUCUCUGUCUUCCCCUGUUUCUCCAGGGACUCCACAUCCAGUCGGUACAGUCUGUGCCUUCAGCUGUGAUGAAGGCCACGAGCUGCAGGGUGAACUCAGCAUGGAGUGUGCACAUCCAGGCCAGUGGACCUCCAGGGCACCGACCUGCACAGCUGUAAGGUGCUCACUCCUUGAAGCUCCUGAAAACGGUCACAUCAACUGUUCCACCAGUGAACCGGUUUUCAACUCUCAGUGCUCCUUCACAUGCAAUCAAGAUUUCACUCUAGACGGACACGAGCUGCUCACCUGUGAUCGUCACGGCAACUGGACUGGAGCAAACCCCACCUGUCAAGCUCCUUCAUCUAAAGUCGCUGCGAUCACUGGUGUGGCUGCAGGAGGAACUGCUUUACUGUCUGGUCUUUCUCUCACUAUGUGGAUCUUGAAGCGACUGAAGCGCAAAGCAACAAAGUUUGAGUUGAACAGCAACUCCGACAUCGAGGUUCCACCACAGAGCUACAAAAACAGCAUCGACAGCCUCAUUUAGAAACUCAGCUUCUUCAGACAGUUCAGGAGAGUUUAUAUUUUGAACAGAACUGCAUAUGUGUCAUCGCAAUGUGAACAAUAUGAAUAAUUUACCUGAGUGUAAAACUAUGUGUCAUGUGUGAUCAGAAAGGCUUUCUUUGCAUAUAUUUGCAUUCAGUCGUUGCAUCAUGUUUUGCUGUAGUUUUAAAAAGACGCCUGGUUGCUCUGUAAUGUUGUUCAAACAUGCAUUUCCUCCCAAGGGGAGUUUUAUGUGGAACACAUUGUUCUAUGGCUUUAAUGAACAGCUGGAAAGGUUCAUGUCACUGUGGAUUUCCAUGUCAGUGCAUAACUGUGAAUAAUUUCACUUUAUUGAUUGCUGUAUUUAUGUAUUAUUUAUUUGUCAGAUGACAAUUUCAAUGUUUAUUCAUAUUUUUGAUUUCUUGUAUUAGCAUUUCACAGCAUUGUGUUUUGUAUCUGUACCUGUGCUACUUGGAGGUUUUCUAAUGUACACACAAAACUAAUAAAACUCCAAACCUAA
Molecule: messenger RNA, 2520 nt
Organism: Amphiprion ocellaris (clown anemonefish)
Lineage: Eukaryota; Metazoa; Chordata; Actinopteri; Pomacentridae
Gene: sele
Product: selectin E
Exons: 12
Coding region: 76-2004 (642 amino acids)
Biological process (GO): heterophilic cell-cell adhesion; response to cytokine; leukocyte tethering or rolling
Cellular component (GO): external side of plasma membrane; membrane
Molecular function (GO): oligosaccharide binding; sialic acid binding
Source: RefSeq, a predicted model, not a curated record